Aphidius gifuensis is the source of this 3018-nucleotide messenger RNA. RefSeq names its product signal peptide peptidase-like 3 (gene SppL). Gene Ontology annotation, molecular function: aspartic endopeptidase activity, intramembrane cleaving. Gene Ontology annotation, biological process: membrane protein proteolysis. Lineage: Eukaryota; Metazoa; Arthropoda; Insecta; Hymenoptera; Braconidae. Gene Ontology annotation, cellular component: Golgi-associated vesicle membrane; lumenal side of endoplasmic reticulum membrane; cytoplasmic side of endoplasmic reticulum membrane. The transcript has 7 exons. The record is from RefSeq and is a predicted model, not a curated record. The coding region runs from base 750 to 1928 and encodes 392 amino acids.
AGCAGCAGCAUUCUUGUUGUAUUAAAAAAGACAAAAAAAAAACACACAAUAUAUAUAUAUUUAUACGACAAGUAAUAAGUAUUGGUGAUAGUUACAUGCACAUAUGUACAUUGUUACAUUCUCAAAAUGAACAAGGCAUUAUCAUCAAAGUGAAAAUAAAAAAAAGAAAAAACCAAACAAUAUACAGUUAAAGUAUAUAACAUUGAUUAUAAUUAAUAGACAAUGUAUAUUUAAAUCAAAUUAAUAUAUUAUCUUUUUUUAUUUAUAUAAUAUACAAUUGUGUUGAUUUUUUUUUUUUUUUCAAUUGACAUUUUAUCUAUUUUUGUGUUUGUGAAAAUAAAGAAAAGAAAAACAAAAAAAAUUGAGAAUUUUUUAUGAAAAAAAAGUGUAUUUUUAUUUAAAAAAGAGUUGAUAUUAAAAAAAAGGUUAAAUUUAUUGUAAAUUUAUAAUUUGUGUGUUACCUUUGAUGAUAAAUAAAUAAUUAAUUUUAAUGUUGAUGGUGUUGAUUGUUGAUGGAUAAACUGGACCCCCCAACUAGAUGUUAACAAUAAAUAAUGAAAAACAGAAGGUCACGUUCAACUUGCUGAUAUGCUGAAUGUAGUAGAUUACAGAUUGGAUCUCAGGUGAUCUCGGUGAUUCAAAGUAUGCAAAUUGGAAUGAGAGAAUAUCGAAAAAAGUACGUCUAGAUGCAAAGCGAUUUGAUCGCAUGUGCACAGGCGUUACUGUUUUGCUGAUUUUAAAUAUCUAUCAUGGCCACCAAUGGCCAAGUGGAUUACCAGUGGGCAUAUUCAAUUAUGGAUUCGUCCAGGGUUUCAACAUUUUUAAUUUCUAUAUUACUUAUUGUAUAUGGAAGUUUUAGAUCAUUAAAUAUGGAACAAGAAGCUAGAGAAAGAGAAAAAGAAAAAGAACGUAGUAAUUUAUUAUCAGGUUUAACAAGUACUGCUGGAAGUAGUGAUUGUGGUGCUGCUGGUGUACAAACAUUAGAUACAAUGCAUGCUUUAUGUCUACCUCUUGGUGCUUCCGUAUCUCUACUUAUAAUGUUUUUCUUUUUUGAUAGUAUGCAAAUGUUAUUUGCAAUUUGUACAGCAAUUAUUGCAACAGUUGCACUUGCAUUUUUAUUAUUACCAAUGUGUCAGUAUAUAAUACGUCCAUGUUCAGAUGGUAAUAAAAUAUCAUUUGGUGUUUGUGGAAGAUUUACUGGUGCUGAAUUAUUAUCAUUUUCAUUGAGUGUCAGUAUUGUAUGUAUAUGGGUAUUAACUGGUCAUUGGUUACUCAUGGAUGCAAUGGGUAUGGGUUUAUGUGUUGCAUUUAUUGCAUUUGUACGUUUACCAAGUUUAAAAGUAUCAACAUUAUUACUAACUGGAUUACUUAUUUAUGAUGUAUUUUGGGUAUUUUUUUCAUCAUAUAUAUUCAGUACAAAUGUUAUGGUUAAGGUUGCAACACGUCCUGCUGAUAAUCCUGUUGGUCUUGUUGCACGUAGAUUACAUCUUGGUGGUGUUGUACGUGAAGCACCAAAAUUAUCAUUACCUGGAAAAUUAGUAUUUCCAUCAAUGCAUCAAGCUGGACAUUUUUCAAUGCUUGGUCUUGGUGAUGUUGUUAUGCCUGGUUUAUUAUUAUGUUUUGUAUUACGUUAUGAUGCAUAUAAAAAAAGCCAAUUAAUACCAGGUGGUUGUGAAGCUGGUGUACCACCACCAAGACAUCUUGGACGUAUUAGUUAUUUUCAUUGUUCAUUAAUUGGUUAUUUUCUUGGUUUAUUAACAGCAACUGUUAGCUCAGAAAUAUUUAAAGCAGCACAACCAGCAUUACUUUAUCUUGUGCCGUUUACGCUUUUACCAUUAUUAACAAUGGCAUAUUUAAAGGGUGAUUUACGUAGAAUGUGGAGUGAACCAUUUAUAACACAUCCACCAUCAAAACACAUGGAUGUUUGACAACUGAAUGUCAUUAUUAGUCCAAAAAAAUAAUUCAACAUGAUCGAUAACAAUAAUUUAUUUAUAAAAUACAUGUGUCUAUUGUUGUAUCACAAAUUUUCACAAUACUUUCAUCAAUAUCAUUUUACAUUUAUUUUUUUUUUUUUUUCUUUUUUUACCUGAAUAAUUAGUAUGAAUGUGAGUGUAAAUGUUUUAUUGCCACACGAGAGAUUAAUUAUAGCCACUUUGUUUAUUUGACAUUUGAUUUUUCAAUGAAAACAAUUGAUAUUUAUGUGUGUACACAUUAAAAUAUGUGCAUGAUAAAUCAUUUCAAAUAAAAUUGACAAUUGUGCAGCUAAAAAUAAUGAUGAAUAGCCAAUAACUACUGGUAAACACUAAGUUUUUUUUUUUUUUCAUUUCUUGAUCAAAAAUGGGAUUUGCAAUUUUAUUUGAUUAAAGGUAUUAUUCAUACGUACUGAAUAACAAAUUGUUAUUAUAAAAAAAAAUGAAAUUUUUAUUAAAUACUGAUUGACGAAAAUUAGUUCUCAUAGAAUGAGAAAUCGAGUCAAUAACUCAAAUAAAUUAGUUUAAAUAAAAUAUAUAUAUAUUGGUAAUAGAAAAAUAAAAAAAAUAUGAAAAAUUAAUUUCAUAAUUUUCACACUAUCUAAUUAAAAUUAAGAUUAUACAAAUAAAAAAAAAAUCGAACAAAUCGAAUUUUUUCCAGUGCACCGAUUAAGAGAAAAUAAAUCGAAAAAUAUAUUAUUUAAAUAACUGUAUGAUCGCGUGUUGGUUGUGAAUUAUUAUAAUUUAUUAAGCAAAAAAAAAAUAUAUAUAUAUAUAUUAUAAUAAAUAAUAAUAAUUGUCAAACAAUUUUUUCAAUAGUUUUUUUUUUUUUUUUUUAAACUAAAAUUUUGUAUAUAAAUUAUGUAUUAAUAAUUUUUUUAUAACAAUGCAAAUAAGCUAAAAAAUAAGUUGAUCUGGAUUAUAUUUUAUAAUUACUAUUAACAUUUAUUUAAAAAAUUUUAUUUGUCUUUGAAUUUUUUGGUUUGUUUAAUUAUUAAAUUAUUUUCAAAGUGAUAACGUGACAUCCGGGACGAGACCAGCCUUGAAU